Messenger RNA from Parus major (Great Tit), 9316 nucleotides. RefSeq names its product transient receptor potential cation channel subfamily M member 6-like. Gene Ontology annotation, cellular component: apical plasma membrane. The record is from RefSeq and is a predicted model, not a curated record. Gene Ontology annotation, molecular function: monoatomic cation channel activity. Gene Ontology annotation, biological process: monoatomic cation transmembrane transport. The transcript is spliced from 9 exons. Bases 8297 to 9316 code for a protein of 339 amino acids. Lineage: Eukaryota; Metazoa; Chordata; Aves; Passeriformes; Paridae.
ACUCUGCUCAUUUAAAAUCUGUUUCACUCACAGUAGAUACGUUCUUGCAAUAGCCUGCAUUUUACUAUAAAAACCUGUCAUUCCAUGGGACACAAGAUGUUUUAUUACUGUCGUCUUUGAAACAUGUUUGAUCUACCCCAUAACAAGAUAAGUAAUUCCUUUACAACAUACUAAGCUUGCAGUGUGCUAUAAGCCAUAUCUUCACUUCAUUUGCAAUUGUGCUGUAGGCAAGCACUUUCCUCUUAGUUUGUUCCAGUUGUGGACUCUGUUAGAGACUGGAAUGUUAUGGCUACUUUUAGAGCAUUUCCUGAGCUGAUUUGUUUUUUCCAUUCAUCUCUUUGCAAAUAGAGGUAGAUUUAAAAGCCUUGGAAAACUACUUGAAAUUACUCUUGAGAGUCUGGGUUAUAGAAAACACUGGGCCAGUAAAGGGGAGAGAUGAUAGAUUACAUAAAUUCUGCAUUAGAGCUUAGAAAAGGUAUGAUAAAAAAUUGCAUUUCUUAGUGUCUGGUGUCUCCAAAUGCCAUGUGACACUGAACUACCAAAUUGCUCGUCUUGACUUCUGACUCCUUUUUUUUUAGCUUUCAUUCAAAAGCUGCAUAUAAACUGUAUGUAAGCUUAAGAUGUUUUAAUUUGCAUAUGCAUUAAUAUCCUGUGGGAAGAAAAUGUUCUUGUGAGAUAAAGUAAUGCCAUCACACAUCUUGAGACAAUUUGGUAGCUGCAUACUGACUGUUGGUUUUAAUUUGAUACAGUUUUAAAUUUCAGAAGAAAGAAAUAAUUUAUGUUUUCUGUAGUUAACUGGGUGUUUGGUGUUCUCUAAAAUAUUUCUCUCUAAAAGGAAGAAACAGUGUCACAAGCUUACGAACUUGUAAGGGGUAACCAUAUCUAGACCACCCAGGCUGAUCAGGUGCUGCAUCAGCAAGUUGCACAGUAAGGGUACGGGUAUAAUAUUAAGUCAAAUGUGGGAGUUUUAUGUUUUAGAGCAGAUUUAAGUAGCCAAGUAGCAUAACCAACUUUCAGAAAUUUUUUUGCAUUAUUCUAAACUAAAGGCUUGUUUUAUGUUGUCUGAUUUGUAUCUAUUGAAGAUCUUAUGUUUAUGGUUGCCAAGUUAGAUAAGCCCCUGAGAGGAGAUUAAAGCUCAGUCCAGAUCAGGAAAAUGAAGAACUACUUUGAAAAACAGGCUGCACAAGUGCAUGUGUGUUGGGUAAAUAGAGUGUGGUAGAAGGAAAGGGAAGAAAAGCAGAGGAUAAAAGGUAGGUGAUCAUGAAGUAACUCAGUCUGUGACUGCAUGUAUAGUUGGUCAGCAGAUCAGUGACAAUGUUUUCGGCACUAGCUCCAUCUUCAGCACAGCAACAUUGCAUUUGAAUAUGGGUAUCAACUAAAUGUAGUAGGUUCCCUACUGAUUUGACCAUUACUGGUUGAUUUUUUUUCCUGUUUGCCAGGAAUUUAACGGGUGUUAACAAAGCAUGCUUGUAUGUACGUAUUUGGAAAAUAUAUAGGGUCCUUCAUAAAGAGGAUAGAAAGUAUGUAAAUGUAUAUGUUACUGGGUGACACCAAAGAUAAUUGCUACCCAGCAUCUGCCAGUGUGUUCUAACCAGAACAGUAGAUUCAUUUGGGGAAAUUCAUGUAAUCUUUUGUGAAAGCAUCUGACCAUAACUGUGGAAAGAGGGGUUAGACUACGCAGACUCACUGUUUUCUGCAGAAAACUUGUGCUCAAAGAAGCAUUUCAUAACUGAUAUGCCUGGGCUGGCUUAGUUACUUUCAUGCCUACAGUUAUAACUUUGCCACUCUAGGUGGCAAUACACAUUCACAGUAAGUUACCAUGAAUCUGGAAAAUGUUUCGGGUAUGCUUUUAUUCCAGACUGCUACUGAAAAUUCAAGCAGUGACAUCAUGAAUGCUAAUCAUUUCCUCGCUGUGAUACAUAAAUAAGGGCAGAUCAACUCAAAAGUUCCUGAUCAUAAGGUGACACAAGGUUUUCAGCAUAACUAGAGUAACAACCUUGUGUCAAGGAGUUAUGAUUUAAUUCUCUCCAAAUCUCAUCCCCCAAAGAAAAAACAAACCAAAAAGCAGCUGACCAAACCCUAUUAUCAAUUUAAUACAUGGGAUUUUGUUGUUACUGCUUUGUGUCACUGUUUCCUUUAGUUAGAACUGGGGAACAGGCUUUAUCAGAUUGUGUGUUGGAUGGAAACCUCAGUUGGUGGCUGAAGGCUGCUUAAAGUGUCUAAUGAUAAUAUGAGGAAGAAAAAGGUAAGUGCUAAUUCAUAAGAAACUAACUCAUGAAGAGGUAUUUAAAUGUUUCUAUAUAAGGAACUAUUUCUGAUGUAUGAAGAAAAUUGGAGAAGGGAGAUAUUUGUUUUCCUAUUUCCUGAUUAAAAUUUAUAUUUCAUGCUUUUUGUAUUAGAGAAUUUGAUGGUGAUGUAUAGUAUAUUUUAACAGGGUAUUUCAAUUACUAUUGCAUUUGCAAGUAAUAAUUGUAGUUGAUAGUAGUUUAUGUUUUUAAUGUUCUUAGUGAAGUAUUUUUGUAUUCAUGACCUCUCAGUCACUUCUAAGGAACUUAAAAUUAAGUCAAUGUUCUUUCUUCUCUUAAAGCCAUACAGAUAAGAACUUUUUCCUCUAUUAAAGAAAAAAUAGUUUUUCUAUUAGUGAUACGUUACCAUUCCCAGGGGGAAAAAAUGUGAAAGCAGGAUGGAGGCAAAGUGAAUUUUUGUUUGUAUGUUUACUUUAUUUUUAAAAGUAUUAUGGUCGAUGAUUGUUUUCUUGCUUUUGUCUUAUUUUACAAUAAUGAACUUUUGAAAGAAGGGCUGUGGACUAGCCAAGCAUUACAUUUUUUUUUCAAUUUUUUUAUAUGAAUGCUUGCAGUUCAUACUUGGAUUGGAAUAUGACUAAUUAAGUGAUUUACUAAGUAUGAGAUUGAGAAAAUUAAACAAAAAUAGCAUUGUACUAUCGACAGUGAAUUUUAAGCUAGAGAAAAGCCUUUCAUGCAGAGCUAUGAAUGGAAAUGAGCCAUUCAUUGUUCUCUUGCACAGGUGAAUUUUGUAACAUCCUUCAUUUGAGUAGUACACAGAUUCUCUUCCAUCUAAAAUGAAACACAAUAAUUAUAUUGGAUCUAUGCAAAGUGUCAAAUACCUCUCUCUGAAGCCUGAUACUACAUGCUGGAUAUUUUCUUUAGAUACUUCAACUGCAGGGUAUGAAAAUUGCUUUUAGUUUCUUUUAAUUCUUGGAAUUAAAAAAAACAAAAAAGCCAAACCCAACCAACCAAAAAAACCAACAAGAAACAAAACAAAAAAUAAUUUCCCCACCUUAUUUUGAUUCUGAUUACAUAAUUAUUAUGUAAGAACUGCUUUGGCAUAGAGUAAGCCACCAAAAUAUUUUGGUUUCAUGAUCAUCAGUUGGAAACUACAGUUUUUAAAAAAAUCAAUCACAAAAGGUUGCAUCUAUGUAUGCUAUAAUAUUUUUUCUUAUUUUACCUUUAUGAAAUUGGAGAAACCUGUGAUUGAAAAGAGGAAAAACUACUUCAGACAAACCUUUAUAUUUCCAAAUGUGUAAUGCGUAAAUACAGAUUUUAAUUGUGGAAGUUUAACUCAUAAUUCUGAAGUAUAAUUGUGAAAUACAAUAUGAAAAUAAAAAUCAGUCACACUGCUUUGAUGUGAUUUUCCCAAGCGUGAAACUAAAUUAAUUUCCUCUCCUAAGCUAGUCAGUUUUUCUUCAGAAAGGAAAAAUACUUUAGAUGUUUUCCUAUGAGGAAGGAAUUUAAGAGAAUACUACUUAAAAUAUUGCUUAUGCUGAUUCCUGUGACAAUAAAAACUAUAAUUUAAAAACAUGCUAUAGCAAUUACAUUGGUAUAGAAAUCAUGUAAAGACUAAGAUUCUGUGUUAGAAGAAUGUUGUUUUAGAAAUGGGUGAUUGGUGCAAGGGAAGAAUAAACUUAAUUUCUUGAAUAGAAGUAAACUUAAAUUUGCUUUCCUUUUAGAAAUCUAGGUACCUAAAGGUGAAAUUAGAGCAGCAGCAAUGAACAGCCAGGUUAAUCAGUUUGACUGUUCAUGUUAUGGUAUGUUUAUAUUAUUUAGUAUAGUAGUAGUAUAGUUUAGUAGUCAGAACACUAUUUAAAGCAUUGGUUAUUCUAACAGUGCACUGCCAGCUGACACCAGCAUCUGCUGGUAACUGCCUGCUGCUAUCAACAGGGGGUACUCAAAGCCAUGCCCUGCAGGCCAGGUACAGCUUAUAGGGUGAAUCCAGAUGAUUCCCUGGCUCCUCUGCCAUGGCUUGGCCAUAGGGAUGUGCCUGAUGAGGAACCCAUGCCCAGACCCCACAAUUGCUAGGGUAGCCUGUAAAAGCAAACAGUCAAGUGUUCCUUGCCUGCAGAGCAGUCAGCACUUGUUAAACACAUGUGUCACAUGAACAUGGAUGUGUCUGGUCUUUGGAAGACUGACACAGACGAUAGACAGUACUAUUCACCAUGAAACUGCCCAUCUUCUUGAACUGUAUAAUCUGGCAUUGCUUAAAAUCUUGUGUUCCACUCUGAGAAUGGGUGUGCUCAGUGUGCUUCAGAGACAUCCUAGUGAAUUCAGGUUUUCCUCUUGCCUCCAGCCAUAGGUCACUAAAGGACAGACUUCCUGCUUCCUUAGUGAAGCAUGAUGCUCCAUGUACAUUCAUAAUUGUUUAACCCUUGAUUUUCAGGUAUUUGAGUUUUAGGUAAUUUUAGUUUUUUAAAUUUUUUUGUGAAUAGUUGAUUUUUAGGUAAAUAAUUUUCAGUUCAAAUUAAAGAGAUCAGUUGUGGAUACGGCUCAUUUUUCAGGUUUUAGCACAAGGAUUUUUGUUUGUCUCCUUUAAAGCUCAAAGCAUUUGCUUUGGCAUAUCUUUGAAUGUGAGUGCAAACACAAACCUCCAUCUUCCCAAUUCUAACUUCUGUAUAGUUCCUGUGAGAAUGAUACCAUAAAAACAUAGAAUGUUAAAGGCCUUAAAAUCAUUUUGAUGAGAUUUAAAAUCUAGUCCCAAUCCCUGCUACCAUGGAAAGGGGCAUCUCCCACUAGACCAGGUUGCCCAAGGCCUUACCCAGCCUGGCCUGGAACACUGCCAGGGUUGGGACAUCUCCAGCUUCCCUUCAGGUACUGGAAGGCUGCUGAGAGGUCUCUUCUCCAGGCUGCACAGUCACAACUUUCUCAGCCCGUCUUUGUAGUGGACACGUUCCAGUCCUCUCACCAACUCGUGGUCCUCCUCUGGACCUGCGCUGACAGAUUGGUGUCCUUAUGCUGGGCACACCACAGCCGUACGCAGGGUAGGUGACUCCAGGUGGGUCUCACAGAGCAGAGCGGAGGGGCAGAAUCACCUGUUUUAAUCUGCUGGCCACACUCCUUUGGAUGUAGCCUGGAGUGCUUUUGGCUUUCUGGGCUGCAAGUGCACGCUGCUGGCCCAUGUUGAGUUUCUUGCCAGCCAUCACCCCCAAAUCUUUGUCCACAGGGCUGCUCUCAAUUACUUCUCUGCCCCACCUGUGGGUGUAUCUGGGUACACCUGAGCCAGGUGUAGGACCUUGCACUUAGGUUUGUUGAAUUUUAUGAGGUUUGCAUUGGCUCGCCUCUCUAGCCUGCCAAAGUCCCUCUGGAUGGCAUCCCUUCCCUUCAGCAUGUUUGUACCACUUAGCUUGAAGUCAUUGGCAAACAUGCUGAGGGUGCUCUUGCUCCCACUGUCCUUGUCACCAAUAAAGUUGUAAAGGAGUAUCAGCCCCACAGCAUGCCUAGCUUGUGCCUAGUAUGACAAAACAAGGUGGGAAAGCAAAAUACAGAUUUUGAAAAUUGUUUCAAAAUGAGGAUUUGAGAGCUCUGGAGGAAAUAUCACUGAAGAAUCCAUGUGCCUGUCAUUUGACACAGUCCAGGAAGCUGAGUCAGACAGAAUUCUUACCUUUUAGGAGUACUCUGAAAGGUGGUAAUUUUGAAAAAUCUGUUGGCCAGUGUGAGGGAAUGAGAGAGCAAACAGAGGAGAGGCAAUGUUCCCUGAGGACUAUCCUACAAAACCUUCAAGACUGCUUAUUCUUAGAAGUAGGAAUUAUGUUAUUGGUCAAUAAAGGCUCCCCAGAAACCUGGAAAGUUUUAAAUGUGAUACUGUUUAGCUACACAUACCACCUGAGGAGUCAUUGCAUGUUGAGUUAGAAACCACAAUGUUAUCCUUUGAUCCUGGCUCUUCUUUGUGUUUGUCUUCAUUACCUGAAAGGACGUUGUAGUGAGGCAGAUGUUGAGGUUUUGUCCCAAGUAACAAAAGAGGACAAGAGAAAAUAGCCUCAAGUUGUGCCAGGGAGGCUUAGAUUGGAUGUUAGGGUAAGUUUCUUCACUGGAAUGGUUGCCAAGCAGUAGAAGAAAGCUGCUCAGGGAAGUGAUAGAGUCACCAUCCCUGGAGGUUUUUAAAAGAUGUGUAGAUGUAGCACUUAAUGACAUUGUUUAGUGGUGAACUUGGCACUGCAAGGUUAAUGGUUGGUUGAUCUUAGAGGCCUUUCCCAAUCUAAAUGAUUGACUGGCUCUAUAAUUGUUGCCCUGUGAAAGUACAUUGUGCUUCUCUAUAACUGUAAAGCAUUUAUCCACAUGAGAUGGAGGUUACUACACCUUAAAAAAAGCUGCCAAGCACACUCCUACACAAAGUCCUCUUUGAAUGCUUCCACUAAUUUUCCUGCUAAUUUUUUGUUAAGAGAAUUUACUAACAGAGACUAGAGACACCAUGUAAAGUGUUGUUUCUCCAUUUUGGACUGUGAUGUCCUUCUGUAGGAAGCAGUAUGGUGGUUUCCAUGGGACCACUAGCACAGAAACUAUUUGUGGCUGUAACGAGAUUAAACCGUUCUAUCAGAUUUUGUUCUUUGGGUUUAUACCAGGACUAAGGAUAUUUCAGAAUGCAUUCCAGGAAAAUUAUGGUUAGUUAUUUGUGAUUGUGGCCAUCAAGCUGAGAAAACACCCCACUAUAUAUUCCUGCCAACUUAGAAACUCUGAAGUUACAAGAACAGUUUUUCUUGUAGAGUAAGUUCUGCAUACUGUCUGAUUGACUUAAAAUAAUUCUUCAUACAUUCUAAUGCAACAUCAGGACUGUCUUGAAGGAUUUUGAGCCAUGCUUAGAUAUCAAUAACUACUUGUUGCAUGGGUGACGUGCCUAAAAAAGAAGAUAUCCUCUCAGUGUGUAAUUCGCCAUUCAAAAUUCUCUGCCUUCUUGCCUCUGCUUGUUUGCAUGAUAAAUGAAGCACAUUUUUCAUGUGAACAAGUAGAUGAUUGACAUUUAUAUGCCUGUCUGGGUUCUGCCAUCUUUUAAUAAAAUUAUAAUUCUAUUUGUGAUGAGGGAAGUAAUGUUCUCCUUUGUUGGCAGAUCAGUUUCUAAUAACAGUGUGCAUUGGGAAGCAGGAGGGAAGAAUUCCUAUGAUCAGUCCUGGAAUAAUUAUUGUAUAUAUACAUACUGUGAAAUAAACAAUAAAGCAUGACUUAAGCUCACUCCAGGAGGCUGCCUUCACACAUCGUGUGUAGAAGGGAAAGACCAAGCAGAAAAUUCUGUUUCGUUGUAGUUCAGAAUCUUCAUGGUAAAACAAUAUUUAUAUUUUGUGCUAUAAUGAACAACAAUCUGCCACAAUGCCUUUCCACAGCACAAUAAAGCAGAGGCUGAAAGAAUCAUCAUCUGAUGAGUGUGUUCAAUAUAUCUGCUGCCGGCUUUUGGUCUUUGGUUUGCUACUUUAGUUUUUGUUAGAUAAAUAAGCCUGAAAGCAGGCUGAUUUGCUGAUGGUGAUAUGAAUGGAGAAAAAUCUAGAAGCUGUCUACCAGUUUUAUUCCUCCCUCCUCUCUUUGCUGCAUCAUUAGUUCUUGAAGGUCUGCUAGGGCACUAAGGCAAAGGUAAAGGUGUGUGUGUAGUCUUAUGAAACUUGGUAUCUUCAGUGUGCUUGGACAUGAUGAAACAACGAAACUGGGAGUUGCCUCUAAAACAGAUUAGUGCAUGAGAUGCAAAUAAGUUUGGGCUUUUUCAUUCCAAAGACUAUGAACAUCUAGCAGAUUCUGCCUGAUUAAACUUAAUGGGUGGAAAAAAACCCCAAAAACAUUUCAGUGCAGUUUUCUGAAUAUGAGGUAUGAUGUAACAGAUCUUAGGAAACAGAGUGGGUAUCUGGAUGUUUAUGCUUUUGCAGGCUGCCUAUGGAAACAACAGGAACAAACCCUUUGGACAUGAAAAGCAGGAGAUGUGAUGCACUGUUCCUAAUGACCGCCCAAGAACUGAGCUGUCUGCAGUGCUUUUGAAGUGACAGCUUAGACACUGGAAAUAAAGGACUAACAAAAAAAAAGGCUUAAAGAUGGACAAGCAAGAUAGCACUGGUCUUAAGCCCCCCAAAUCUUGGAUCGAAGAGGUCUUCAGUAAAAGAGAAUGUGUGCACAUUAUUCCCAGCUCAAAAGAUCCACACAGAUGUCCUGCAGGAUGCCAGGUGUGCCAGAAUUUAAUCAGGUGUUGCUGUGGACGGCUGAUUGGAGAACACCCAGGAAUAGAAUACAGCUGGCCUGCUUAUCAGGCUGGUUCACAGAGUGAUGGUGGAGAAUGGUCUGUGCAAAAACACACAAAGAUGAGUCCAACAGAUGCUUUUGGUACAAUCAAUUUUCAAGAUGGAGACCACACUUACCAUGCCAAGUAUAUUAGACUCUCUUAUGAUAGCAAUUUGGAUCAGCUGUUGCACCUGAUGGUUAAAGAAUGGCAGAUGGAAUUGCCAAAGCUAGUGAUUUCUGUUCAUGGAGGCAUUAAAAAUUUCAAGCUCCCCUCAAAGGUCAAGCAGGUUUUCAGCAAAGGGCUGGUGAUGGCAGCUGAGUCUACAGGAGCGUGGAUAAUUACAGAGGGCAUCAACAGCGGAGUGUGCAGGCAUGUGGGGGAUGCACUGAAAGGCCGUGCCUCACCACACCUGAGAAAGAUCUGUGCUAUUGGGAUUCCUCCUUGGGGUAUCAUUGAGAAUCAGAGUGAUCUCGUUGGAAAAGAUGUAGUUCGCCUGUACCAGACUCUUGGUAACCCACUCAGCAAGCUGAGUACGCUCAACAGCAUGCAUUCUCAUUUUCUAAUGGCAGAUGAUGGGACAGUAGGCAAGUAUGGGAAUGAAAUGAUGCUCAGGAGGAAUUUGGAGAAGUACAUAUCACUUCAAAAAAUACACACAAGAAUGGGCCAAGGUGUACCCAUAGUGGGGCUGGUGCUGGAGGGAGGCCCCAGUGUGAUCCUGAUGGUGUGGGAGUACGUCAGGGCCAGCCCGGCUGUCCCAGUGGUGGUCUAUGAGGGCACUGGCAGAGCUGCGGAUAUCCUGGCAUUUACCCACAAACAUAUGGGUGAUUCGGGGUGA